AUGGAGCGGUCGGUGUCAACCAGGUCGAAAAGGCAGGCAUCCUCGGUGUUUCUGCUCAAGAGUUUUGCCAGGAGUCUGCGGCAGUUUCUCACCCAGACUAGUCUGCACGGCCUUAAAUUUGUCGGCGAUUCCAAUCUCAGCAGUUGGGAGAGAUCAUUCUUCUUUGGCUCCUUUGUAACCGCUCUUAUAAUCACAGUCCAUCUUAUAUCAAAUAUCUAUGUCAAGUGGGACAGCACUCCGGUUAUAAUUGGCAUCAGCCCACAUGCUACCUCCAUUUUAAAAGUACCCUUUCCCGCUGUAACCAUUUGCAAUAUGAACCAAGUGCAAAGGAGUCUGGUGGCCAAUUAUAGAGAGGGCUCCAACGAGAGCACUCUUUUAAAGCUAUUGUGCGACUCGGAUAGCUGGCAAUCCAAUGAGUUUAAUGAAGAGCUUGAUGGUUUAAAUUUCGCUGGGAAUAACCUGAGGAUAUCCGAUUUUGUCUCAAAUCAUUCGCAGUCCUGUGAGAGAAUGUUGCUCUUUUGUAGAUUCAGUGCCGUGGAGCGAAACUGUUCGCAUUUGUUUCAACAGAUCCUGACAGAUGAGGGCCUGUGCUGCGCCUUCAAUUUUCAGCCGCCUGAAUUUCUCUAUAAGCCAUUUGCGAAUAACCCUCGGAACUUGACAAACCCAGAUGGGUUCGAAAAUGUUAAGUGGGAUCCGGAGGCAGGUUAUCCUGAGAAAUUGCCCUCUAAAUUUUAUCCAGCUACAUCGAGUGGAACUGGUAUCACUUUGGGAUUUACAGCUGUUCUAGAUGCUCAAAUGAGUGAAUAUUACUGCUCCUCCACUAAUGGACCAGGUUUUAAGGUAUACUUUCACAAUCCCAUUGAGGUGCCUAUGGUGAAGGAGGCCGGUUUGAUUACAGCCCUUGGCUAUGAGACCAAUUUCCGUAUCGAAAUGGUGAGGGCCGAGGCUGUUCCGGCCAUUCGUUCGAUAUCCCGCGAUGGUAGGCAGUGUCUGUUCAACAACGAGAAGGAGCUGAUCUUCUAUAGUUUGUAUACGAGGCUCAACUGCGAAAACGAGUGUUUGGCUGCUUAUCUAUAUGACACCUGCUCCUGCAUCCCAUACGACUAUCCGCAGAUAUAUAGCAACGCCAGUACCUGCAACAUGCUGGACACCUUUUGUGUGAGGAGGGCCCAAAGAGCGGAGAACCGUCCCAGUUGGGUGAAGUGCCGCAAACAGUGCCUGCCCAGCUGCUUCGAUCUCAACUAUUUGGCCAGUGGCUUCGCCUUCCCGCUGGCCUCCGACAACUUUCAGCUGGCUAACACGCUGGUGGAGCGCAUCAACAAGACCUAUCUGAGUGAGAACAUAGCCGUGAUAAAUGUCUAUUUUCGGGAGUCCGUCUACUACGGAAACACCAAGAAUGCCUACGUGGGACUGACCGAGUUUCUAUCCAAUGUAGGAGGUGUAAUGGGCCUGUUUAUGGGUUUCAGCGUCAUCUCUCUGGCGGAGAUCCUAUACUUUCUAAUCCUAAAACCCCUUGCGGAGCUUUUCGUAUGGAAGAGGUCAUCCCAUGUUGAUUUGGUUAAAAGCCUUAAACAUAACGCCUUCGCCAUAGAACAACCAAAUAAUUCAAGUAACCCAACCAUAUGGCAUACAAGGGAACUAUAUCCCAAAGGAAUAUCAUUAGAAGCAUUCGAAAGGGGUAGAAAAAUGAAAGUCGUCCUGCAUAAGUGCAUGAAUUCUGCGGCACAGUUUCCCCGGCAGCAUCCUCAUCCCCAUCAUCCCACCUCCAUCUGGAUGGGAUUGCUUAAACAGACCCGAAGAGGCUGGCACAAAACUGAACUGGUUGGGGGAAAGAAAGAUGCUGCCUAA
Drosophila subpulchrella is the source of this 1848-nucleotide messenger RNA. RefSeq names its product pickpocket protein 28 (gene ppk12). Bases 1 to 1848 code for a protein of 615 amino acids. The transcript has 8 exons. The record is from RefSeq and is a predicted model, not a curated record. Gene Ontology annotation, biological process: sodium ion transmembrane transport. Gene Ontology annotation, cellular component: membrane. Gene Ontology annotation, molecular function: ligand-gated sodium channel activity. Lineage: Eukaryota; Metazoa; Arthropoda; Insecta; Diptera; Drosophilidae.